Messenger RNA from Rhizophagus irregularis DAOM 181602=DAOM 197198, 1173 nucleotides. RefSeq lists its product as uncharacterized. The record is from RefSeq and is a predicted model, not a curated record. Gene Ontology annotation, cellular component: mitochondrion. Lineage: Eukaryota; Fungi; Glomeromycota; Glomeromycetes; Glomerales; Glomeraceae.
GAACUUCCGCCAUGAUUUUGCAAAAAUCAAGUGUUUUUAAAAACUUUUUUAAUUUAACCUUAGCUACGCUUGCAAAAAAUAAAAGUGCUCAUGGUUCGAUUCGACUAUUAAGUUCUAUUUCUGAAAAUAAGUCGGAAACAGACAAUAAGGAUAAAAAGAGUUCAAUAUUUCAAGAAAUACUUUAUGGAAACCCACAAAUCAAGGAAGAAGAUAGUCAAGCUCAUUCAAAGUUAAUAGCGCGCGGAAAAUAUGUUCACGAAAUACAAAAACAUAAAAUAAAACCUGAUUGCGUAGAAGAUUAUAUUAAACUUAUCUCCGAGCAUUAUCCUCGCAUUGCCAAUAAUCCGAAAAAUUCGGUCCAUUUGUGCGGUAGUUGGCAAACAGAAAUUGGGGACCUUGAUAGUUUUUUUCAUAUCUGGGAAUAUCAAGGAUAUACUGGCUAUCAUGAAACUCUCAACCAAUUAAAGAAUGAUCAAUAUUAUCAAAAUUUUGUUAAAAAAUUGCGUCCCAUGCUUCAAAAUCGGAAAAGCCAAAUUUGCCUGGAAUUUGCCUUCUGGGCAACAAGUCCCCCAGCUGCUCUUGGAGGAAUCUACGAAUUAAGGUCUUACAGACUCAAGCCCGGCAGAUUAUUGGAAUGGGAAAAUCACUGGAAAAGAGGACUUGAGUGUCGUAAACAAUUUUGUGAACCCGUCGGGGCAUGGUUUUGUCAAUUGGGGGAAUUAAAUUUUGUACAUCAUAUGUGGCAAUAUCCCGACCUUGAAAGUCGUAAGAUAACUCGUGAACAAGCAUGGAAUGUAGACGGAUGGGCCGACACUGUUUUUAAAACGGUGCGAUUGGUCCGAAAAAUGGAAUCAAACGUUUUGGUUCCUCUUCCAUUUAGUCCACUUAGAUAACAUGCGUUAAUAAUUUAGGAUAAUACUAGAGGAUAAUUAAAUUUAUUUAUUUAUUUAUUUAUAUGAAUAUUAUUAUAAUAAUACGCUUUUAUUUAUUCUAGACCGAAAAUUCCUUUUUCAAUAAAUAAUUCUUUGAUUCCUGCAUUGUUAACUUAAGCAUUAUCCAAACCUUGACUCUCAUCGUCUACAGUUGAUACAUCGCCAUCAUUUCCAUCACUCAGAGUUCCACUUUUUCUCAAUCCAAUUUGUCUUGCUAAUCCUUCUCUUCGUUUUCUUUCUC